Molecule: messenger RNA, 933 nt
Organism: Rubroshorea leprosula
Lineage: Eukaryota; Viridiplantae; Streptophyta; Magnoliopsida; Malvales; Dipterocarpaceae
Source: the annotation of a GenBank genome assembly
AAAAUAGAGAUGAAAAGGCCACCAACUACUUCAACUCCUAUGACCAUAAAUACGCAUGUCUCUUUGAAGGGUUUCUCAUCCCUCACAAAGAAACUUAGAAGAAUUCAAGUUAGCAGCAGCCUUAUAACAAUGAAAAGUGCUUAUUUCCUCGUAGCUUUUGCUCUCUUGGCUUUUGCUUCUUCCUUUGUCUCUGCAUAUGACCCCAGCCCUCUCCAGGACUUUUGUGUAGCCAUCAAUGACACCAAGAAUGGUGUGUUUGUGAAUGGGAAGUUUUGUAAGGACCCAAAACAUGUCGUUGCACAGGACUUCUUCUUUUCAGGAUUUGACAAGCCAGGAAAUACAUCCAAUGCACUUGGAUCAGCUGUCACUCCAGCAUCCGUUGAACAACUUCUAGGGCUUAACACUCUAGGUGUAUCCCUUGCUCGUGUUGACUAUGCUCCUAAAGGUGGUCUUAAUCCACCCCACACCCAUCCUCGCGGAACGGAGAUUCUACUAGUCCAGGAAGGCACACUAUAUGUUGGCUUUGUCUCAUCCGAUUCGGAUGGAAACCGUUUCUUCACAAAAGUGCUGAACAAGGGAGAUAUUUUUGUUUUCCCUAUUGGUAUGAUUCACUUCCAGCUCAAUAUAGGGGAAACUCCUGCUGUUGCUAUUGCUGCUUUUAGUAGCCAGAAUCCAGGCACAAUCGUAAUCGCAAAUGCUGUUUUCGGAUCCAAUCCACGUAUUAAUCCUGAUGUUCUUACUAAGGCUUUCAUGCUGGACAAGAAUGUCAUCAAGUACCUCCAGUCUCAUUUCUAAUGGAAAUAAUAUAGAAAAGACCUGAGCUAGUCAUGUUUUAAUAGUUGCGGGUCUGGAUUGGGUUUGAGUGUUAUACCUCUAUUUGAUCAUUGCUUCCAUGUGAUAUACUUGCCAACAUAAUAAAGAGGUUGCUUAUUG